UCUACUCAACUGUAUAAUGGGUACCAGCGGGUAGCUCAAGAUGAACUGGAAUUCCAUCCAGGUAGAAUGUGUCAUCUACCUGUGGUAUUGAAACUCGAUUUCAACACCGGCGUUCGUGUGCUGUCUCGGGAUGGGCUGAAGUUGACAGCCUCGUUUUUUGGAGACAGUUAUGUUUCAGUACCAUUUCAAGACGCUAGUAGUGUCACCAACGUCUCUUUUCGAUUCAAAACCAGUCGUAGUGAAGGGUUACUAUUUCUGGCGUUAGGCCCUCCAGACUACUGUCUAGUUAUUCUUGAACAUGGAGGAAUAAAGGUACGCAUUAAUCUUGGAUCUGGAGAAGAAAUGUUGACAUCUCCACCAGGAAUUCGAUUUAACGACCUUUUGUGGCACGAAGCGAAAAUCCAUCGAGUCGAUGGGGAAAUAAUCCUCGUAAUAGACAGGAUCUACGAAACAUUCCUACAUGUUUCUGGUCGUUUUUUCGAGUUAAAUAUCAAGUCUGGAAUCUUUCUAGGGGAGUUAGGAAAUAACAACGAUGGUUUUUUUGAAAACAUAGCGAGUUUCCGAGGGUGUUUAGAAGAUGUAAAAUUUAACGAAUAUGAUAUGUUACGUUUCGCAAUGGAUUCCUUAGAAAAACAUGUCUUUGGAGUUACUUGGGACUGUAGAGAAGAAUUUCAGUCACCAUCACUUGAACCAAUCAGUUUUGUUGAGCCCGGGGCAUUUAUAGCUUUACAAACUUUAAAGGCUAGAAACGGGGGCAAUUUUACAUUUGAAGUCAAAACCAAUUCACAGUUGGCAGUCUUACUCUAUAAUACCGGAAAUACUCCAGAAACAGAUUUCAUUGCCGUAGAAAUUGUAGAGGGUCUUAUAAUUGUGUCUAUUAACGAAGGUAAUGGUGUAGUUGAAAUUCAGUCGGAUGUUGUGGUUAGUGAUGGCGAAUGGCACUAUGUGGAGGUGGACUUCAGUCCUAUGUUUUUGGAAGUUGAGGUCGAUGGCAAACGUGAGUCCCUCCGACCAAGUGUAGGACAAAACCGCUUUUUUGACCUUGACGGUUUCUUGUAUUUUGGUGGAAUAGAGAAGAAUAAACAGUCCAGGGCCUUGCAGCAGGGUAUAAAAUCUCUGGUUCUAGGAAGUACAGGUAGUUCUUUAGGUGGCUGUCUGCAAAAUAUUAGACUAAACGAUCAACUUGUAGGCCUACAAGAAGUUCGAGUUAGCCGGGGCAUUCAGCCAGGUUGUGUUUGGAAGUAUCCAUGCAUCCAUAGUCCAUGCGUUCCUGAGGCUCACUGCUUGCAAGACGGUUUAGAAAAUUUCCGCUGUGUUUGUGAUAAGCCAAUUUGUGUAAAGGAAAAUUUCACUGCAGGAUACAAAUUGUUUGCCAAAUCGUUGCCUAUUGAUGUUGAAAUUUUGGCACUAUAUCCCUUAGAAAUUGCAGAAGGUGGAAGUGAUGUUAUAACUUCUGAAAAUAUAAAAAUGAUAGUGGAUUUUCACAAAUACGGAAUAACUGAAUCAAGUGUUAUUUUCCACAUUAUUGAUCCACCUGAGCACGGAUUUCUGGAAGUUGAAAUCUGGAAGGGAUUAUCGGAAAACUUGUUUACGUUAUCUAACUUGAUCUCCGAUAAUGUUCGUUACACGCACGACGGGACUGAACAUUACAAUGACCAAAUCGUUUUCGAAUUGGAAUUUAGAGCUCAAAACUAUCGUUUACCCCCAUUUCUAGAAAAACGGCGCCAAUUUCUUUUCCACAUAAAAAUAUCCCCUGUAAAUGAUCCCCCGAAAUUGACGGUGUCCUCAGAUCAAAAGUUCAGACUCCCAAAACACACAAAGAAAACAAUAACUGCUAACAUUCUUCAAGCUAGUGACCCAGAUAAUGAGGAGUCCGAGAUAGUUUACACAUUAGUGAACCUUGGCUCAAAAAACGAAGGUUUCUUUGAAAAUGUUAACUUUCCCGGUAAAGACUUAAAAUCAUUCACCCAAGAACAAGUAAAUAAGAAGCUUAUUAACUAUGUUCAUCGUGGACCGGCAAGCUCGCGGAUUGCUUUCCAUAUUUCUGAUGGAAUAGAAGAUGGACAAACUAUGGUUUUACACAUCGAAGCAUUUGACUUAAUACUUUCUCUAGUUAGGAGUACUGGUGUGAAGUUACCUUACAAAGGUCACGUCCCUAUAACAACUGAUAAUCUUACCUUUACGACUAAUUCACCUGAUCAGGAUCUAACCAUUCACUAUAAUAUUACUAGUUUACCUCGAUUUGGCAGUAUCCAAAAACGACGACAUGAUGGUCGUUGGCGAACUGUUAGUCACUUCACUCAACGGCAGAUUAAUAAGGGUAAAAUCAGAUAUCUCCAUACAUCCGCGAAACCUUCUCACGACGAAUUUAGUUAUAUUGUAGUUUGCGCGAAAGUUAAGCUCCAAGAAGCUUACAGUUUUAAUAUUAGUUUCAUUAAUUUGAUUUUGAUGGAAGUAAAACGUGACACGCUGUUGUUGGAUAGCGUAUUAGAAACGCCACUGACUUUGAAACAUUUGAAAUACAAAACAAUGCCUUUUGUCGUCGAGUUCCAAAAUAUUAUUUACAUUAUAAAGUCGAUUCCAAAAUAUGGACUUUUGUACCUUGCUUCUAGCAGAAGACCUAAAUUACGACACCAUAAAAAACUACACGAAGGGUCUGUUUUUACUCAGGCAGAUAUAGAAAAUAAACGUGUUUUUUACAGGCUAACUCGCCAGUCUUAUUCAUCUUUAAACGACAGUAUUACGUUUGAAGUGAGCUGUUUUGGUACGACCACAGAGCCUGAAGAGUUUUCUAUUCACUAUCGUCCACUGGAAACGAGUAUUACUGUUGAAAUAGAGAGAUUGACUGUUGUUGAAGGAGGACAAGCAGAAAUCGGGAAAAGUAAUAUACGUAUAGAUAGUCCACAUUCACCUAACAUGAUAUAUAAUAUAACGACAGAACCCCAACAUGGUAAGCUUAUGUUAAUAAAUGCAGGCGAAACAACAGAUUCACCGACUUCAUUUACUAAUGUAGAUAUACAAGAAGAAAGACUUGUGUAUGUUCAUGAUGAUUCGGAACACGAUGAAGAUAGUUUCCAAUUUAUCGCUUAUCCACAGAAUUCCAAAAAUGAUGCUGUGUUCUAUGGAACUUUGCACAUUGAGGUGAUCAUGAAAAACGACAACCCUCCAGUCCGAACCGUUGAGAGGAUCUUUUGGGUCCAAACAAACGGAGAAAAGAAACUAACAAAGAAAGAUCUUCGAUACGAAGACAAGGAUAUCAACUGCUCUCCUGCACAGAUUCAGUAUACACGACGAACUAUACCAAACGGUGCGCUUUACCACACCAAAGAUUCCAGUGUCCCAGUGUUUCAGUUCACACAGGAAGAUCUCAAUGAAGGGAAGAUUAUUUUCCGGCAUAAUGGUCAACUUUAUGGGAAGACUGUCCUUUGGAUUACGGAUGGACAGUUCUUUGUAACUGGAAUAUUAGAAAUAAAAGCUUCGGAACCUUUUAUCAAUCUUACUAGAAACACGGGGUUGGUAGUGAGAAGAGGUGAAAGUGAAGUGAUAACUCCUCAUAACCUGAGCGUGGAGACUAAUGGAGACUCUAGUAAGAGUGAAGUAACGUUCAAGAUUGUGACUAUACCUCAACACGGUAACAUUUUAGUCAGUGGGAAAAAAGAAAACCAGUUCACAAGUACAGAUAUAGAAAAUAGUAACGUUGAAUAUGAGCACGACAACGGAUUUGCUUUCUUGGACGUUUUUGGAUUCGUAGUUUUUUUGGAUAAGUUGCACAUCGAAGGUGUAUUUUCCAUAAGAAUAUUUCCAGUUAGUUAUUGGGAGCCUUUACAAGUUUUGAGCAACAAAACUUUACAUGUUAACGAGGGCAGAGAAAGAAAAAUUGAACCCACGCUCUUAAAUGUUGCUCAUAACAAUGUAAAUCCAAUUAACAUUGAGUACACCAUUACUUCGGGCCCUUUCCAUGGUCAGCUAAGACUAAAUAAUUCAGAAAAAUUGUUUAACGAGGAAAACCACGUCUCUAAUCUUAGAUUUACCCAAGCAGACAUUAAUGAAGGUGCGUUAAUAUACAAGCAAACAAAGAGUCGUGUUACAAAUGACAGUUUUGUUUUCGAUGUUACGAAUGGAGUUACAUCGUUACAGAACCAAAUGUUUUUCAUUGACAUAAUUUCAAAAAUUAUUUUGUUGAAAACGGGAAAUAUUACUUUACAAGAGGGUAAAUUUGUGGCUCUGAACGAAUUCGUGUUAGAUGUGGCCAAUCCUUAUUUCAACCAGUGGAUCUCGAAUUAUUUAAUCAUAGAACCUCCAAGAAAUGGACAAAUAGUGAACGUUAAAGCUCCUGAUAGUACAAUCAGGGUGUUCUCUCCUUUACAGUUGAAGAAUGGCCUCAUUUACUACAAACAUGAUGAUUCGGAGACAACGCGGGAUUGGUUCACUAUAGUGGGAAGAGCUGCAGACUUAAGCAAGGAGAGUGCACCCAGUACUAUUCACGCCCGUGUUACUCCUCUUAAUGAUGAAGUCCCUUACCUAGUUAACAACACCGGAUUAGAGGUAUGGGAAGGAUCUUCAGCCCCUAUAACUAGUCGCCAUCUAGCGACAGCUGACGAUGACUCUGAUCCGAAUGUCUUAACUUAUGAGAUCUCUAUACCAAGAAACGGAUACGUUUCGUUGAAGACGGACAACAAAACUCCCGUUCUUAAGUUUACACAGGACCAAAUAAACAGGGGAAUGGUAAUUUUUAUUCAUACAGGAGAAAGAGCCGGAGGAUUUCGAUUCCAAGUUAAUGAUGGUCUCAACAAAGACUCCCCCCACGUGUUUACCAUCACAGCAAGAGAGUUGAAGCUAGAAGUUAAGGCCAAUGUUCUUCUAAGAGUAUUGCCUCGAAUACAACAGUCAAUAACACAAAGUCACCUUUUAGUUGAAACAAAUAAUAAAAAUUCCUCUCGACAGAUUAUUUACUAUGUCCGUCGUUCCCCUCAACAUGGAAGAAUUCUUCUAGAAGAUCAUGAUGGUUCAGUUUCUGAAGUUUUUCAAUUUACUCAGAAUCACGUGGAUAAUAAUAUGGUAUUAUAUGAACACACCAAGCCUAUGACUGACUUGAACGUUAAUGACACAAUUAUCUUUGAUAUCCAAACUGAGCAUGCGUCUCCCUUGAGAGGCGUUGAAUUUAACAUAGAGAUAUCUGUAGGGACAUUUACUGCCAGCGAUCUGCAAAAAUUAGUUCAAGUAAACCCAUUAAAAGUUGAAGAAGGAGGUAAUAUUUACAUUGGAAAGGAACACAUUGACCUUCAUUCUUUACUGACGCUGUGGGAAGAAAAGGGGAAAAGAGAGUUUAUCAACAAACUGAAGCUAAGAAUAGAAGAAUUACCAAAAAAUGGUUGGCUAGAUUUCCGUGAUAAAAACGAAACGUUGCAAAAUUGGGUUUGGCUUAAUCGCGAAACAAUUGACAAACGAUUGUUAUCUUACAACCAUGAUGACUCGGAAUCUUUUACAGAUAAUUUUACUUUAGGAUUUUUCAUUUUAGAGGAAGGCAAAUUCACGGGUAUACCACCUUUUAAUAAAACUUUAUUUGUAGAGGUUUCGCCUGUAAACGAUCACCCUUUUCAACUCCUAACGAAAUCACCCACUUGCGACGUUGUUCAGGGACAACGAUCUCUCAUUUCUUCUCGGGAAUUAUAUACCAAAGAUGAAGAUGGACUUCCUAACAACAUUACAUAUGAAAUAAUAAGUAACGCUAGCAAUGGCUUCGUUGUUCUGGGACAGAACAGUUUAUCAGCUGUCCAGAAAUUUACUCAAUCGGAUAUAAAUAAAAAUUUAACCUACUUUUAUCACGAUGGAAGCAAUCAGUCUGGUUCGUUUCACUUCAAAGUUUUUGAUGGGAAAUAUGAACCAGUUUACGAAACUUUUCACAUCAGGCCGAUUCCUCUAACUUUAGAGCUAUUGAAUAUCUCUCGAGUGGAAAUCGUGCAAGGUUCAUCUGUAGUGUUCUUUCAACCUAACAAUCUGAAUGCUGUUACAAACGGAGAUAGACAAAAUAUUUGGUAUAACGUUACCUCUCCACCAAUGUUUGGACAUAUAUUUCUUGGAGACACUUUGGCAAGUAACUUCACCCAACACGAUAUUGAUAUGAAAUCUGUGUUUUACACACAGGUGGACAUGUCUGUUUCAGAGGAUUAUUUUACUGUGUCAUUAUUUUGUUUAGAUGUUGAGGUCCCAGACAGAGUGGUCAACAUUACCGUUAUCCCCCUCGUGUCUCAGAAUGACUUACAAAUAUCCACUGAUAGCCAAGCGGUUUUAACUCUAGAACAAUUGGAUGCAUCCAGAUUAGCUGAGAAGACGGGAAGCAAUCCAACCUACUCAGUCGACGCCAAACCUAGGUUUGGUGUUCUCCAAUUUAAUAACUCAUUUCGAAAAAAACGAGAUGCGGAGAUAAAUCUGUUCACCCAUGAGGAUAUUGUCAGAGAACGAGUCGUAUACAGAAUCACAAAUAGGGAUUUUGAAGACUCGACUACUGAUAGCUUUAAUUAUAUUCUAGACGCUCCUGGUGUCCAGCCCGCUCGUGGAAAGUUUGUUUUUAUUAUUCACUCACAAAAAAACAAAACCGUUUCAAAUGACACUGAAAUUCCCCUUUCUCAAGAUACGAAGUUCAUUGAAAUCAAUAGAAGAAAUGUGACAGUUCUGAAAGAAGAUGAUGUUGGAAUGAGUAUACUUCUGUUCACUGAUGAAUACAUCAUAAUGAUAGGAGUUAUUGUGAGCAUUGUUGUUGUAGCUUUAAUAGUAUUAUUUAUUGUUAAGUGUCGCCAAAUUCAGAUGAAAAAACGAAUGGUAUGUAACAACAAUCAAGAUAGUAAACCGCCUGGAGCUCGCACUAUACAGGCGGAACUAAACACUGAAUGUUUACCUUCAGAUAGUAGUGUAUCUUUGUCUGAUGACCUACCCCCUCCAGUUCCUCCUACGUCACCGUCAAGCUUUGGAAGCCAUAGUGGCAGUCAAUCCCCCAAAUACAAAAACUAUCUUAAACAAGAACAGGAUAACAAUAUAUUAACACCAACACCACCUCCACGAUCUCCUGAAGACACUGAAUGGACAAGAGUCACAUCAAAGGUUCCAAUGUGUAAGGUGACUCCUCUCAAUCAUCAAAAUUGUCCUCAAAUUGAUGAACCGUUAGCAAAGGAAGUGCCCUCGGACAUCAUUGAUAAUGAAGAAUUGGACAGGUAUAGUAGCAAAAAUGAUUUGCAGUACGGACCUAUUUGUAAUCCUUUACUAGGAAAAACACAAUAUUGGGUAUAA
Messenger RNA from Limulus polyphemus (Atlantic horseshoe crab), 7284 nucleotides. RefSeq names its product chondroitin sulfate proteoglycan 4-like. NCBI's taxonomy places the organism in Eukaryota, Metazoa, Arthropoda, Merostomata, Xiphosura, Limulidae. The transcript has 4 exons. The record is from RefSeq and is a predicted model, not a curated record. The annotation marks the transcript as partial.